AUGAAACUCAUUCUUCUCGCGGUAAUCGCAAUCGGGGCGUUCGCUCAAGAUGAUGCUAAGGGUCCGAAGGUCACUGAUAAGGUGUUCUUCGAUAUUGAAAUAGGAGGAAAACCACUCGGAAGAAUUGUCAUCGGACUUUUCGGCAAAACUGUUCCAAAAACGGCUACUAACUUUAUCGAGUUGGCAAAGAAGCCGAAGGUAAGAUUUUGGUUUGAGUGAAUUCUAAAUUUAACGUAAUUCUUUAAGGGAGAAGGAUACACUGGAAGCAAGUUCCACCGUGUCAUCGAGGAUUUCAUGAUUCAGGGAGGUGAUUUCACCCGUGGAGAUGGAACUGGCGGUCGCUCUAUCUACGGAGAAAAGUUUGCCGAUGAGAACUUCAAACUGAAGCAUUAUGGAGCGGGAUGGCUAUCCAUGGCUAAUGCCGGAAAAGACACUAAUGGAUCUCAAUUCUUCAUUACCACCGUUAAGACUCCAUGGCUCGACGGACGUCAUGUUGUUUUCGGAAAGGUCCUUGAAGGAAUGGACGUUGUUCGCAAGAUCGAGAAGACUGAAAAGUCUCCAGGAGAUCGUCCAAAACAAGACGUCGUCAUUGCCUCUUCCGGACACAUCGCCGUUGAGACCCCAUUCGCUGUCGACAGAGAACCAGUCAACUAA
Molecule: messenger RNA, 654 nt
Organism: Caenorhabditis sp. 36 PRJEB53466
Lineage: Eukaryota; Metazoa; Nematoda; Chromadorea; Rhabditida; Rhabditidae
Source: the annotation of a GenBank genome assembly